AUCUUUUAUUACUUCUAGUAGAAUCUUUUGUCAAUAUUAGCUCAUUAUACAACACAUGGGACAGUCCAAAAUGGAAUCUAUUUCAUUAAAAUAAGUACCGCACACAUUCCAACACCCUUAUCUCCCUAGAGCCACUUGUUUUCUCCAUCACACUCCUCACUCCAUACGUAGUGCCUUCAUCUCUAUCACCGUCGGAAUCUGGUAAAGCCCGACCCGGCCCUUUUGUCCUUUUUUCCGAGGGAUAUGGAGGAUUACUUGAAACUGUUUGUGGAGGAAACAUCGUUUUACAAUAGGGUGGUAUUGGGUACAUUGUUGCCUGAAUCAUGGUGGGGAACACUACCUCACAUGGUACAAGGAUGGCUUCGUAACUACAUUGGUGGUGUUCUACUUUACUUCAUCUCUGGUUUCCUCUGGUGCUUUUACAUCUAUCACUUGAACCGCAAUGUUUAUAUUCCCAAAGAUGCCAUCCCUUCAAACAACGCAAUGCUCUUGCAAAUAUCAGUUGCCAUGAAAGCUAUGCCAUGGUACUGUGCCUUUCCAUCACUUUCUGAGUACAUGAUUGAAAAUGGAUGGACAAAAUGUUUUGCAAGAAUAAGUGAUGUUGGAUGGCAUUCCUACGUCAUCUAUGCCGCUGUUUAUCUUGUAAUAGUGGAGUUUGGGAUCUAUUGGAUGCACAGGUUGUUGCAUGACAUAAAACCUCUGUACAAAUAUCUGCACGCUACGCAUCAUAUUUACAACAAGCAAAACACACUUUCCCCGUUUGCUGGAUUGGCAUUCCACCCAUUGGAUGGAAUACUGCAGGCAGUGCCACACGUUGUAGCUCUAUUCCUGGUGCCAAUGCAUUUCACUACACACAUAGCACUCAUAUUCCUGGAAGCCUUAUGGACUGCUAAUAUUCAUGACUGCAUACAUGGGAAGGUGUGGCCUGUAAUGGGUGCCGGCUAUCAUACCAUUCACCAUACGACAUACCGCCAUAAUUAUGGUCAUUACACAAUAUGGAUGGAUUGGAUGUUUGGGACUCUUCGUGAUCCCGUUGAAGAGGAUGCCAAGAAAAUGUAAUGUGCAUGAUUUGUACUCAAGGAUGUUCCUUGUUGUUCAUUGUCCUAGUUGUUGGGUAACCUGUGGGAUUGUAGAAUUUGUCUCAUGUGUUCCAUCGUUGGUGGAUGUAAAUUUUUCAGUUGUAGUUUAAGUUGUAGACUGAUUAUGUUUUCUUAUGUCUUUUCUUCCCUUAUAUUUAACAAAGGGCCCUUUAACAAAUAAUAAAAUCUGCGGGGAAGAAAAUUUCAGUCGCAA
Lycium ferocissimum is the source of this 1293-nucleotide messenger RNA. Its product is annotated as delta(7)-sterol-C5(6)-desaturase. Bases 244 to 1059 code for a protein of 271 amino acids. Gene Ontology annotation, molecular function: oxidoreductase activity; iron ion binding. The record is from RefSeq and is a predicted model, not a curated record. Gene Ontology annotation, biological process: lipid biosynthetic process. Lineage: Eukaryota; Viridiplantae; Streptophyta; Magnoliopsida; Solanales; Solanaceae. The transcript has 3 exons.